AAAUAGUCCUGCAGCGGCGCAUUUAAACCGCACAAGAAGUGAAUAUUAUGGCCGAUUCAGACCAGAUCAAAGUAGUAAUUCGUGUUCGCCCAUUAAUCAAAAGAGAGCUUCAAAAUUGCCAUGAUUGCAGAUGGAAAGUCCAAAAUGAUAAUUCUAUCAGUCAGGCAGACCAAUCCCACUUGCCAGCUUAUGUAUUUGAUCAGAUUUUUGACCAUGAAUUUACAACACAGGAUCUGUAUAGCAGUAUAGUAGCACCUAUUGUAGAGUCUGCUAUGAAUGGCUACCACGGGACUGUCUUCGCCUAUGGUCAAAGUGGAUCGGGAAAAACACACACAAUGUCUGGAAGCAAGCAGUCACCUGGUAUAGUUUCUCUUGCAAUGCAAGACAUAUUUGACUUCAUUGAGCAGAAACCAAGUCAUGAGUUUCUGAUGCGAGCUAGUUAUAUGGAGAUAUACAAUGAAAGAAUCUUCGACUUGCUGAGUCUUGAAGAGAGAAACCUGAAAUUACAUGAAUCAGUGGAUCACCAGAUAUCUGUUAAUGGUCUUGAGGAGCAGCUUGUGAACUCUUAUGAGCAGGUGUUUUCUGUCAUCCAGAGAGCAGAAGCCAAGCGUACCAUAGCAGAGACCAAACAGAAUGAUCGCAGUUCAAGAUCACAUUGUAUUUUCAGAAUUAUCAUUGAAAGUCGUCUCCGAAAUGGAGCUGAUGCUGCUGUUAUGGUAUCACAUUUGAACUUUGUGGAUCUGGCGGGCUCAGAAAAGGCUGGGGAAAACUCUGGUGAUCGUUUCAAAGAGGGCUGUGCCAUCAAUAAGAGUCUGUUCUGCUUGAGUCAGGUCAUCAGCAAACUGAGUGAUGGAGAAAGCAAUCAAUUCAUUCCAUACCGUGACUCAAAGCUGACCCGUAUUCUUCAAAAUGCUUUGGGUGGUAAUUCAAAAACAGCCAUUAUCUGCACUGUAAAUCCUAGCGCAGUAGAUGAAACUCAUUCUACACUGAGGUUUGCUACUCGAGCCAAAACCAUCAAGAAUAAGCCGCAUGUCAAUGAAGUUUUGUCUGAGGCAGCAAUGUUGAAGAAAUACAGAAAUGAGAUUACACGUCUGCAAAAGAUGGUGACAGAGAUGGGAGUGCAGGAUAUGCAAAUGGCCAACAAAGAUCUCAAGAAGCAGCUGGAGGAAAAGCAGGAACUAAUCAAGCAGCUGACUCAGCAGAUUGUCGUUUCCUCUGCACUUCCUGAAAGUGCCACUUUCUUGAAGAAAAAAAUGAGACGAGAAACUUGGUGUGCUCCAAAAUUGCAACGCAAAAGCCACUUUCCUACCUUCUUGGAUCAGCGCAAGAUCAACAUCCAGGAAGAAACUUAUCUUGAUCUUGACCACUCUUCUGCGGAUUCGAACACCUUUGGUUUGGAACCUCUAGACAUAAAGCCGACACAUAUUUCAUUCAGUUUUGAUAAUGAGUCUCGAGCCAAAGACUUUCUGCGUCUAAGUGAAGAGAACGAGAUGCUUGAGAUAGGAAGCAAAUUAGAGAAUGAUGAGGACAUUUUGAUGGCCAACACUACACUGAGGGAUGAUUCAGAAAAGCCAUUGUUUGGAGAAAUGUUUAUUCUGGAAGAUAAGCUUCACAUCCUGCAGAAACAGCUGAAUUGUGCUGAGAAACAGAAUGAGCGCAUGAACCAGGAGCUGGUGCACCUUUGUGAGAAACGUUUUAACCUGGACUUGCAGGAGUUGCAAGAUCUGAUUGACAAUACAGAAAAGCUGCAAGAAGACCUCAGAAUCAAAAACAAGAAAGUGCAAGAUCUAGAAAAGGCUCUAGCAGGACAGGAGCCUUAUAUUGCCAGGCUAGAGGCACAACUGGAGAUGCAGAUGGGAGCAAGCAAUGGCCAUUUAGGGAGCACUACCAAGAGACGCAGUGGCAUCCCCGUUGCUAUAAAGAAAGAAGGAAAACAGAGUGAUGACUUUCAAGUAAUGGAAAAAUUUGAUGUAGUUGAAGCUGCAACAUCAACAGAGGACCUCCAGCAGUUGCAGUACUUGUUCCAAGCUACAACCUCAACAGAAGACCUUUCACCACAACAGCAAAUAAACGUGACACCAGUUAAAGACCUUCAACAAUCACAGCACAUGGUUGAAGUCAUGACAUCAACAGAAGACUUUUCACCACAACAUCAUAUAGUUACAACAAUUUCCAAUCUGCCACAGCAUAUGACUCAAGUUAUGACAUCAACUGAAGACCUCGUCCUACAGCAGUCUAUAGUUACAACACCAACUCAAGGCAUUUCAUGGGCACAGGACAACAACAAACAGGUGAUCUUGGUGGAUGUUGGGAUUAUGACAGAACAGGACUUCAACAUCAACAAAGCAUACAGUUCUUCAGAGAGCUCAGUUUUCAUGGAACUUAAAGAGGAUGCUGCACCAGCAUGUAUGUCAGACACUGAGCUCAGUCAGAAGAAUGUAGAAUCAGAUACCAAGAGAGGAAACCCAUCUGAAGUCGUGCUUGAGGGUAGCACAGAACUUUCAAAGAGGCUUCAGGAGAAGGAACAUGAAGUAGAACAGCUUCAGAAGCUAAAUGUACAGCUGAGUGAAAUUCUGAACCAAGCAUAUGCUGAGAACCUCCGGUUGAAAGAGGCAAUGGAGGCUCUGGAGCAAGCUGAUGCAGAACGGCUUGAGGAAAUAAAUGAACUUCCCAAACUGAAGGCCUUGUUGGCUCGACGAGACAUGGAAAUUCAACGCCUUGAGUCCCAGGUUGACCGCCUAAAAGAUGAAGUAGGCCAAAUGUCUUUCAACAGUUCCUCUUUAUCUUCAUCUUUUUCUGAGGCGCCACGACGAUCAGUGCUUUUAGCUGAGCGUGAAGAGGAAGUCUGGCAGCUGAAAGAGCGCUUGGUAGGACAGGCACAUCAGAUGGAGAAUCUUCAGCAAGAGAAACUGCACCUUGAAGACCUGGUCAUUGAUCUAAGAGCCCAGCUAGACCAGAGGGCUCGUGGCCUUCCCAACAUCAGGACCAGAAUGUCAGGCUGUGCCAACUCACCUCACACUCCUUUCGAAACAUCUUUUGACCGAGAAGUUGACCAAGAAGUUAUGGACCAGAGCCAAAGGCGGAUGGAAGAGGCAGAUAUGGAGUUACUGCAGAGAAAAAUAUUUGAGCAAGGUUCCCAGAUUUCUCGACUGGAGGCUCUGUUGCAGGAGAAGGAUGAAGACAUUGAAAUCUUGUUUGACAGAAACAUGAUCAUCCCCAAAGAUGUUGCUGAGGUGAGGAUCAAGGAGAUGGAAGAACAGCAGAGGCAGCUAGAAAACAUGUCUACCACACUCAAUGACAAAAAUCAGGAGCUGAUGAGAAUAAAAGCCAGCUUGGAGUUCUUCAAACUCCAGGAGCGCAGUCCCAGUGAGAUAAAAGAAAGCAGUUUCCAGGAGAACUUGAUCUUGGAGAAAAUGAACCUGGAGGAGGCCCUUCAGGAGAAAUCAGAGCAGCUCAUAGCAUCCUUGGAGGAGAGAGAAGAACUGGAGGUGAAGCUGGAUGAGCGUCGCAACAUGAUUAAUGACCUGCGGCAGCAGCUAGAAGAACUAAAGGAAACGUUUGAGGAAAAUCAGGAAGGCAAGAGUGGUUCAAACCUAAGAGCAUCAGAAGUUAUGGCUGAUGCUGAAAUGUCAACAGUGCACCUGCCAGAGCAUGAAGUAAAUCCCAUCUCAUCAUCAUCAGAACGUUAUGAAGAGUUGCUGCAAAGUUUGAAAGCUAGAGAGCAGGGACUUCUGCAGUCACUGGAAGAGAAGGAGACAGCAAUAGUGGAGCUAAAGAAAAUGCUGUCUUCUCCUAUGCCAUUGGUGUCUAUAGCUGUCCAAAGUGAGCAAAGUGCAGAUGAAGAAUUUCCCAGCAAAGGGUUAUCAGAUGCUGUCUUGCCACCCAGAAAGGUUUCUUGUGAUGGUGAGUUGGCAAGUGACAUUUCAGUGACCCAAGCAGCACUGGAUAUUCAGCUGAAGCUGCAAGAAAUGAGAGUUGUCAUGGAGGAGAAACAGCACCUAGAAGAAAGACUUGAGCAGAUGUCUGUUGUUGUGGAUGAGAAACUUGCCUUGGAGGCCAAAGUUCAACAACUUUCUUCCUUAGUGCUUCAGAAGGCUGAUUUAGAUGCGAAACUGCAGGAACUUAAUUUGGCUGUGAAAGAUAAGGCCAUGCUGGAGAUAAAGGUCCAUGAAUUGUUAGCUCUAUUAGAUACAGACAAACAUCAUUUGGAGACUGAAAUGAGCCCCAGCAACUCAUUAGUUGAAACACUUGACACUCAGUUUGAGAAGUUGAAAGUGCUAUUGGACAGGCUGAGGGCAGCUGAGGAAACCAUUGCUUCGCUGGAGCACAGAGAGGCUACACUUGUUGCUAUGGAGGAAGAGAAAGCCCGGCUUGAAAAGAGGGCAACAGAUUUGGAAGCUGAGGUGAAAUUAGGGCAGCUUGAUUUGGAACAGAACAGGAUCGACAAUGAAGAACUUAAAGCUGAGCUGACAUGGCAGACACAGGCAGCAGAGACACUCCAGAGAAAGCUAGAGACUCUGCAGGAGGAACUCACCAAGCACAAGCAGGAGGCAGAUGCAGAUGUCAACCGACUGACCCAGGAAGUGGAAGAUGCUCUGCAAGAACUGGAAAAAACGAAUAGCUUGCUAGAAAGUUCUGAGCAAUGCUGCAGGGUAACUGAAGAAACUCUAGAAGAAUAUAAACAAAACUUUGAUCGUCUAGAAACUAAUUUACAAAAACUGGCCCAGGAGAGAGACGAGUUUGAGCUCAAACUGGAUGCUGCCAACAAGGAGCAGGAAAAGCACAGCCAGAAAAUUGACGAGCUUCAGAGCCGAAUUUCUGUCCUGGAGCGUGAAUUGCAGAAUGCGCUGCACAGCAAAGAGCUGCUGGAAGGAGUUCUGGCUGACAAAGAAUCAGCUCAUCACAUGGGUGAGUCCUUGCAUGAAAAGCUGUCUAAGGAGCUGCAGGAUUCUCAGACUGAGGUUCUGGCCAUGCAGGCACAGCUGACACAGCUGUCUCUGGAACUGCACCGACAGGAAGGCAGCUGCACUAGACUCAUGACAGCCAAUUCUGAAAUGGAGACAGAGAUACUGAGACUGACCCAGGUAGAGGCUACCCUGCAGAAGGAGAAUUCAGAGCUGAAGUCACUUAUUGAGGUCAAUAACAGCAAGGUUACAGCCCUUGAGGAGGAACUUCAAACCAUAGCAGAGAUUAAAAAGGAAAAGGAGGCCCUCCACCUACAAAUCAACAAGUGUCAUACAGAGAUCACCUUGCUGCAAGGUGAAGUGGCAAACCUCCAGCAAGAGUCAAAGUCUUCAGUGAGCACAAUACAGGCACUGCAAGCAGACAACAAAACUUACAAAGAUGCCAUGGAGGAACUAGCUGUGAAACUACAGACACUGAAUGCAGAAAAUGUGGUUGCUCUGGAAACCAGGGCUGAACUAGUUGCAAGAAUACAGACACUGGAAGAAGAAAAGAAAGCUAGCUGGGACACCGAGGCAGAACUAAAUAUGAGGAUACAGAGACUGCAGGAGGAAAGCAAGGCUAUUGUAGUUUCAAGGGAUGAGCUCAGUUCAAGAAUUCAGGACUUAGAAGAGCAGAGCAGACAAUCAGAAACCAGGAGUUAUCAACUGAUGGAAAGCAUCGACCAACUGGUUAAAGACAAAGAAGAGACAGCUGAAAAGGCAGACACUCUUCAAGUGGAGUGUGACAGACUGAGGAAAGAGAACUCUGAGCAGCUGCAACAAAUUGAGAUACUAAGGAAAGAAGUAGCUGAAACCAAACAACGGGCUGACACCAGCAGCAGUCAGAGCACAUCUGAAAAGGUGGUUCCUGCUUUAGAAUUCAAACAAAUGAAAUGUUUGCUCAGAAACCAAAUCAAAGAUUUGAAGAUGGACAUUGAAAAGAAAAAGAAUGUCAUCCAAUGCCAGAAAGAAUAUAUCACAGACCUGCAAAAUCAGCUGGAACAACAUGAAAACAUAGAAAAUGUUGAUUUCAAAGAGAAGGAGCUAGAGGACAUGGUCAACAGCCUUAAGCUCAAAGAUUAUGAAGUUGCACAUCAAAAAAUUAAACACCAGAAGGAGUUGGAGACACUCUCUCAAAAGUUAAAGAAUGCUGAAGACACAGUUGCAUACAAAGAGAGCUGUAUCAGCAAACUGAAGGAUGAGAUUCGCAGAAUGAGAUCAGAGGACAUGUCCUUCUGCAUACCUGCAAAGCCUACUAAGGAGAAUCCACCACAGGCAUCUGUGGAGCCAAAGGAAGUGCGAGUAAUCAGCAGCCACAGCGGCAUCAUUGAUCGUUAUACUGUUACUCUUCUUGAAGCUGACAAGUACCGCCUACAGCGCGAGCUUAAGAAGACUCAAGAGCGAUUAAAGAAAACUGAAGCUGAACUUCACUGGGCAAAGGUUUCUCUUUCAAAAUUCACAACAGGUAAUGAAUCAGGCACCAUUCAUAAUGCAAGAGCAGAUUCUUCCAAGAUUCCCACACCUGACAAAAGGUUGGGAUCCUGCACAAGUUUAUCUUCCAGUGGUGCAUCACCAUGUCUGAAAUCAAAUGUUCAGUCCCCAUUAAUUUCUGUCAUCACACCAGCAGCAGACUCGUUGUCACCUAGGGUGGACCCGCUGGAGAGGAGUGCUGUAGGAUCUGAGAGUUUCAUUUUGAGCCAGAAUGGGCUGUCUUCCAGGAACUCUGGUGAUAACAAGAAAGACAGGUUGCCACUGCAAAGUAUCACUGACAAGCACAACGCACUACUAGGAAAAGAAGACACCAGUCUACAAACACCAGCAGAGAUGCUAACAGCGGAAGCUGGUGAAUCAAAAGAAAAUUCCUUAAAAAUUGACCCUGACGCCUGGAAGAAGUCCAAGCGACCACUUGUACUGAAGUCAUACGCUCAUCCGUCCACCAAGCUGCUUGGCUCAAAAUCUGGUAGGCAAGGAGCUGACCAGUGCAAACAACAAUGAUUACAGCACAUCAACCAGCAUAGAAACAGCCUGUGUAUAGAAUGUAUAGACCAAGUCAAAACCAGCAUGUACGGAGUGUGUAGACAACACACAAGCAUGUACUGAAUGUGAAGAUAACACAUGUAGAAUGUACAGACAGACAGUAUGAUUAGUAGUAUUUAACAGAUUCUUGAAGAAAAUGUGCCAAUGACUGUAUGUGUGUGUGCACAUGUGAACAAAUGAGAGUCCGUGUGAAAUGUUUGAUUACAUGGUUUGGUUAGAAAUCUGUUAAUCUUCAGUUCUAUGUAAUUAUAGUUGGCAGAUAUGUAACAAGUAGACCUGGCCAAACAUUUAUCAGCAAGAGCAGCUAAACAUAUUCAGUCCAUCUGUAUAUCUCAUUACUUCUAAAAUGGUCUUUGACCAUAAAAGCUUUUUCUGGUGGUGAAGGACGUGCCCAUCUCCUUACCCUUGUUGUCUUGUCUUUCUCAAUGCUCUAAGGAGUCAGGUAUCCAGUUCUCAGCUGAUUCAACUCAAGGAUGGGUGAAGGGGAGUGGGGUAAUCUCACACCAGCAUCAGACCAGGCAUCAAACAUAGGGUUAAACACUGCUCCUCUAACUGCUAGGCUAUCAGCUUUCCAGAUUCCACACUGAAUUUGUAACAUAGAGCUGCUUACAUAAACUCUAGUUUCUUGAGUUAAUUAAAAGAGUUUGAUUUUAGUUAACCAUAGACAACUACUACACCUGCUGAAAUAUUUAGACUAUAAUAAUGUUUAUAAAAUUUUUUAAUGGAUUUUAAAAAAAGUAACUAAUGCUAAAAUUGCAUUAUCACAUGGUUAAAACUUUGAUUAGAAAUAUAUUAAAAUCAUAAUUGCAAAUAGUGAAUAAGAGCCUAGAUGCAGAGCAACAAAACUCCCUAUUUGUGAUCAGGUUUUCAUCGAAUUUUGUGAAAAAGUAAUCUGUGAUGUAUUUGAAGUACUGUCAUGAAGCUGGUGUACCCUUGCUUAGAAAGGGUGCCAUGCAUGAUUAGCUCUGUUAGAAGUUUUGUUAAACUGGAUAGCAUUUCUUUCUCAUAUUACCUUUGUCUACUGCAAAAACAUUAUAGAACUGGAUUAUUCAACAUUUUCAUUGCUCAUUUUCAGAUUUAUCAUCAAGAUAAAAACAAUUCAACUGGUAUAUCAGUUUUACCAGUGGAAGCAAAUCUGGAAAUUUGUUUUGCCACUUCAAAAGAAAUAUGUUGAAGUUAAUUUGUGUCUUACUAACAAAUGAAUGCAGUUCAGUGUUCAAACAUGCUUUUUUAAAAUUCUUCCUAUGCAAUAAAUUCUUAUGCUAUGUAG
This is a messenger RNA of Pomacea canaliculata, 8250 nucleotides long. RefSeq names its product kinesin-like protein KIN-7O. Bases 48 to 6938 code for a protein of 2296 amino acids. The transcript is spliced from 27 exons. Gene Ontology annotation, molecular function: plus-end-directed microtubule motor activity; microtubule binding; ATP binding. Gene Ontology annotation, cellular component: microtubule. Gene Ontology annotation, biological process: mitotic cell cycle; microtubule-based movement. NCBI's taxonomy places the organism in Eukaryota, Metazoa, Mollusca, Gastropoda, Architaenioglossa, Ampullariidae. The record is from RefSeq and is a predicted model, not a curated record.